Cyphellophora attinorum is the source of this 288-nucleotide messenger RNA. RefSeq lists its product as uncharacterized. The record is from RefSeq and is a predicted model, not a curated record. The transcript has 2 exons. NCBI's taxonomy places the organism in Eukaryota, Fungi, Ascomycota, Eurotiomycetes, Chaetothyriales, Cyphellophoraceae. The coding region runs from base 1 to 288 and encodes 95 amino acids.
AUGCACGCCCAAUCAAUUCUCCUCUUCGCCACUUCCGCCCUCGCAGCCACAGUAAUCAAAGCCCGCCAACCCGCGCCCCCAGCAGAAUACACCGUCACCUUCACCUCCGACAACGACGGUUCCCAAACCCUCCCUUCCUCUGGCGGCGUCGUUACCCAAUACUUCUACGAAGGCGAUUGGGGAAACCAGAUCAGGUCGUUUGGUGGCCCGAAUCAGUUUGUGGACAGUGUGACAUUUGAGACGGCGGAUGGGAAGCAGGCUAGGAGCUUGAUUUGUGUGUUUGUCUAA